CCGUAGGGUGGCCUGUGCGGAACUACCGGCGGCGCAGGCGGCGUUGGGGUGCGCGGCUCUGGGGCUUCCUGGAGGUAGGAGAACUUGGCUGUGAGGGCACUCUGUGGCCCGGGAGUUGGUGACACCUGUCGUGGGAAGCCAGUGGAUACGCCUGGGAUGGUGGAGACCAGAGAUCUGGCACAGCUACGGCAGCUCAACCUGGAGCUCCUGAGGCAGCUGUGGGUCGGACAGGAUGCCGUGCGGCAGUCCGUGGCCAAGGCAGCCUCAGAGUCAAGCCUGGACUCCAGCAGCAGCUACAACUCAGAGAUGCCGUCAUCCCAAGAGACGUCCUCAGUGGCCUCGAGAGCCUCCCCACAGGAUGCCCACCAAGGUGACCCCUGUGAUAGGGAUGGGGCCAGCUCCGGGGUGGUCUCUCUUCCACCUGCCAAGUGCCUCCACCAGGAGUCCCCGGGCCCACUGAGGCCCCGCUCGGCUCCCUUGCUGGCCACCUCAGACUCGAGCGACCCAGAGCUUCCAGCAGAGCUGGAGAGUCUAGACACCCAGGAGGCACAGGCCCUGAAGUCCCUCCUGGCUCAACGGAGCAAGCUGUCCGAGCCGAGAGUGACCAACAAGGAGUCUCCAGUGCCUGAGAAGAGCUGGCGCCUCAGACCGUGCCUGGGCUACGACUGGAUUGCAGGGUCUCCGGACAAUAGCUCUCCCGUCACCAGCAAGCCCGAGGCCUUCUUCUCGAAGCUGCAGAAGUUCCGGGAAGCCAACAAGGAGGAGUGUAUUUGCAGUGACCCUGAAUCCCAGUUCCUAGGCCUGCAGGAGAGUAGUGCUGCGGAGGGGGACCACGAAUGUGUAUAUUGUUACUGUGUCAACCGGCGCCUGUUUCUGGUGCCUUCGGAUCCCCGCACCCCCUGCCGCCUGUGCCGGACACCACGGGGCCAGCGGGGUCCAGAGACCCUGGCAGAGCCAGCGCAGGUCAGGGUGAGCAUCCCGCUGUCUGUCCUGGACCCCCCGCACCGGUACCGCAUCCACCGGCGGAAGAGCUUCGACGCCUCCGACACGCUGGCGCUGCCCCGGCACUGCCUGCUGGGCUGGGACAUUCUUCCUCCGAAGUCUGAGAAAAGCUCAGCCCCCAAGAGCCUGGACCUCUGGUCCAGUGUCUCUUCUGAGGCCCAACGUCGGAAGCUGUCAGCCACCAGCCCUUCUCACCGGGUACGGUCCAGGGUGCCCUGGGAGAGACAGAUGCCUUGGAGCAGCCUGGGGACCGCAGAGUCCUGGAGGGCAGGAUUGGGGCCGUGCCAACGCGGGUCCCAGCCCCCACCCUAAUCUGGUCAGAACCCUCCGUGCCCCAGCCCCGUGCCGCCCGGCCGAAGCCCUGAGGACUGGCCACUGGGAGGUGGACGGUGCCCCUACCGUCGUUUCAGCCUCUCUCCUCCGGGAGGUGCGCCCACGAGAGGGGAGCUUUGCCCAGCCUCAGCUGGAGGUGGACUCUGGCCCCACCUUCCUAGGCUGGGCCGGUGGGUGGCCUCAGGCCUGUCUCCUUCCUGGGGACAGAGGAGACCCUGGGGUUGGGAAGAGGGGCUUCUGUGACACGUUUGUAAAUAAAGCUCAGCACUCCCUGCA
Messenger RNA from Delphinapterus leucas (beluga whale), 1611 nucleotides. RefSeq names its product migration and invasion inhibitory protein (gene MIIP). Gene Ontology annotation, biological process: negative regulation of cell migration; negative regulation of G2/M transition of mitotic cell cycle. NCBI's taxonomy places the organism in Eukaryota, Metazoa, Chordata, Mammalia, Artiodactyla, Monodontidae. The record is from RefSeq and is a predicted model, not a curated record.